UUUGAUUGGCGAUUGGCGAUUGGCGAAGUUCUUCGGUCUCUAACAUUCUCAAAUUCCACAAAAAAAUUCAAGGGUAAGGAGACCGACGAACAAGCAGCGAUUUCUGGGUUCCGCCGUCGAUCUGAUUUCGAACCCUAUUUCUCUGAUCUUUAUCCCCUUGUCGAUCGCAAACCCUUUUGUUUUCUCAAGAUCAUGGCUUCGAAGCGUAUCUUGAAGGAACUCAAGGAUUUACAGAAGGAUCCGCCCACGUCUUGCAGCGCUGGUCCUGUAGCUGAAGACAUGUUCCAUUGGCAAGCGACCAUUAUGGGACCAUCUGAUAGUCCUUAUUCAGGAGGUGUUUUUCUUGUCAAUAUUCAUUUUCCGCCAGAUUAUCCUUUCAAGCCCCCCAAGGUUGCUUUUAGGACCAAAGUGUUUCAUCCAAAUAUCAAUAGCAAUGGAAGCAUUUGUCUCGACAUACUUAAAGAACAGUGGAGCCCUGCGCUUACGAUUUCAAAGGUCCUACUCUCCAUAUGCUCAUUGCUGACCGAUCCAAACCCAGACGACCCUCUCGUACCGGAGAUUGCACACAUGUACAAGACUGACCGAGCCAAGUACGAAGCGAGUGCAAGGAGCUGGACUCAGAAGUAUGCGAUGGGUUGAGACGUUUUUGUAGCGUACCGUUGAUGAUGGAUGGUUCUGGUGUGGUAUGUUGGGCAUAGCUUCGUGUUGUAUUUCUUCGUUUCUUCCAGUUAUUUGGGCUGUGUAGUAGUUUAAACCAAAAAAGGAAAAAAAAAAGAAAUGAAGUCUUCUGAUGUUUUUCACUUUACCACUGAAAUUUAUGAAUGAAAGAUGUAAGCAGGUUGGUGUCAAAUUAGAUAGUGAAAUUCAUUGUUAA
Messenger RNA from Cucurbita pepo subsp. pepo (vegetable marrow), 874 nucleotides. Its product is annotated as ubiquitin-conjugating enzyme E2 28. The record is from RefSeq and is a predicted model, not a curated record. Lineage: Eukaryota; Viridiplantae; Streptophyta; Magnoliopsida; Cucurbitales; Cucurbitaceae.